AUGGAGCUUCGACACCCAUUUAACCUUCCUGCAGAGCUCGUUCUCAUGAUACUCGAUCACUUAUCACUACUUGACUAUUUCAGUAUUUCUGGGGUGUCAUUGCAAGCACGAAGCUUCGUCCUGCCGACACUGCACGCGCUGACCCCGGAAGACAGGCUGCACGCGCUGAAAAGAGCAACAGAAGAUGAUCACCACGGCGCAAUCCUGGUACUUUUAUCCAUCCUUGACUGCGAGAUAACCGAGCCAGAACACAAAUUCUUUAUUCUACGAACUCUAUUCAGAAGCAGCUACACCAAAGCCAUGGGGACAUGGCUCAACGAUCUGGCGCCCAGUCCACCAACCGACCACGAAUGGCGAAAAGAGGCGAACUGGAAAGAAACUUUCAUGAGAAGCAACAGAACUGAAGCUCUAGAUACUUGCCUUCGAAUAUUGCUCUCCGCUAUCUGCCCUUAUCGACUACGGAUUCGACGACUCCGUCAUAGAUAUAUCGCCCUCGCUGUCAAAAACCGUGGCAAGCCUGCUGGCUCACAGCGCAGACACGGACCUGGUCAGUAA
This is a messenger RNA of Aspergillus versicolor CBS 583.65, 555 nucleotides long. Its product is annotated as F-box protein. Bases 1 to 555 code for a protein of 184 amino acids. Gene Ontology annotation, molecular function: protein binding. The record is from RefSeq and is a predicted model, not a curated record. Lineage: Eukaryota; Fungi; Ascomycota; Eurotiomycetes; Eurotiales; Aspergillaceae. The transcript has a single exon.